Phalacrocorax carbo (great cormorant) is the source of this 2184-nucleotide messenger RNA. The record is from RefSeq and is a predicted model, not a curated record. NCBI's taxonomy places the organism in Eukaryota, Metazoa, Chordata, Aves, Suliformes, Phalacrocoracidae.
ACGGCUUCCUUCUUCCCGAGCCUCUGGUAGGAGACGGCUGUGCCACCGCGUCUGCAUGCUACAAGAGACAGAGAACAGAAAAAUAGAGGGACAGAGCUGCCGGCGCCCUACGGUCCCUGGAUGGAGAUUGCCCACGGCCUGCCUCAGCUGAUUGCGAGCCGUCAGCUCCGCUCACAAGUUCACCAGAUGCCGCAGCUGAGCACCCGCCACCUCCGAGGGCGCGAGGAGCUGCACUUGGCACAUCUGGUGCUCAGCUUCAUCACGAUGGGCUACCUCUGGCAGGAGGGUGAGGAGGGCACUGUGAAGGUCCUGCCCCGGAAUCUUGCUGUCCCCUUCUGGGAGGUCUCGCGGGCCCUUGGCCUCCCACCCAUCCUCAGCCAUGCGGACUUCGUGUUGGCCAACUGGAGGAGGAAGAACCCCAAUGGGCCUUUGGAAAUUGAGAACCUGGACACCAUCAUCUCGCUGCCUGGGGGAGAGAGCCUGCGAGGCUUCAUCCUCGUCACCCUCCUGGUUGAGAAGGCAGCUGUGCCUGGGAUUAAGGCCGUUGUUGAGGCCAUUCGUGCCAUCCUGCGGCGCGAUGAGGAGACCCUGUGCAAAGCCCUGCAGGAGCUGGCAGAAGCCAUCGGGAACAUGAGCAAGGCUUUGAAACGCAUGCACGACUAUGUGGAUCCAGCAGUAUUUUACUCGGUGAUCCGGAUCUUUCUCUCUGGCCCCCGGUAUCAGCCGCCCCGCAGCCGCUCCCUGCCUGACUGCCGCAUCUUCCCGCUCAGCUGGAAAGACAACCCCGCCAUGCCAGACGGGUUGAUAUACGAAGGCGUAUCUGACGAGCCCAUGGCGUACUCGGGAGGGAGCGCGGCGCAGAGCACCGUCCUUCACGCUUUUGACGAGCUCCUGGGCAUUCGCCAUAGCGAGGAGAGCACUGCCUUCCUGCACAGGAUGAGGGACUACAUGCCCCCGCCCCACAGAGCCUUCGUGGAGGAGAUCCAUGCUGCCCCCUCCCUGAAGGAGCACGUGGUCUCCUCCGGAGACGCGCGGCUCUGCGCCGCUUUCAACCAGUGCAUCGCUGCGCUGGCAGACUUCAGGUCCUACCACAUCACCAUCGUCACCAAGUACAUCACCGUCGCGGCGGACAAAGCCAAGGCCAGGCGGGCAGAGCCGGGAGACAGGGCUGGCCCCUCUGCAGGGAAGCCUCCAUCCGCGCUGGAGGCCAAAGGGACUGGUGGGUCCCACAUCUUCAGCUUCCUGAAGAGCGUCAGGGACACCACCAAGGAAGGGAUGAUAAGCGCCUGACUUGCCCUGAGGGUUUGCGAGGCACUGCUCAAAGCGGGGCAGGAGGCCAAACUGCUCGGCUGCUUGUCUGCAGCCCGCAAGCCAAAAUCUGACUGCAGCGACGUUCACAGAAAACCUCGUCUCAGCAGCCCCCCUUCCCGCUUGCACAGGUCUGGGACAUGGAGAAUGUGCUCCGGGUUGUUGAUGGAGGAGAGCACUGCUGCUCAUGGCCCCUGAAAGGCAAGCAGCGAGCUCAGCAUCCUUCCAUGGCACUGGGAUGGGCACAGCAUCCUUCCACAGUACCAGAAUGGGCAUGGCAUCCAUCCACGGUGCUGGGAUGGGCACAGCAUCCUCCCACGCUACCAGGAUGGGCACCGCAUCCUUCCACAGUGCUGGGAUGGGCACAGUAUCCUUCCAUGGUACCAGGAUGCGCACUGCAUCCUUCCACAGUGCUGGGAUGGGCACCGCAUCCUUCCAUGGUACUGGGAUGGGCACCGCAUCCUUCCAUGGUACUGGGAUGGGCACCGCAUCCUUCCAUGGUACUGGGAUGGGCACAGCAUCCUCCCACGGUACUAGGAUGGGCACCGCAUCCUUCCACGGUGCUGGGAUGGGCGCAGCAUCCUUCCACGGCACUGGGAUGCGCACUGCAUCCUUCCACGGCACCGGGAUGCGCACUGCAUCCUUCCACAGCACCGGGGUGGGCACCGCAUCCUUCCACAGCACUGGGGUGGGCACCGCAUCCUUCCACACACCCAGGAAGAGCCGUGUAUGUCCCUGCCUUGCUCACUGUGUCCCACCAGGCUCGCUCCCCGCGACACCCCGGGGGUCGGGGCUGCCGCCCCGCUGCGGGGCCGCAGGCGCGGCUGGACACGGGUGGGGUCACACGGGCUAAUAAAGCAGCGAUCCCCAACCGCA